Prosopis cineraria is the source of this 1652-nucleotide messenger RNA. Its product is annotated as S-alkyl-thiohydroximate lyase SUR1-like. The transcript has 7 exons. The coding region runs from base 199 to 1458 and encodes 419 amino acids. Lineage: Eukaryota; Viridiplantae; Streptophyta; Magnoliopsida; Fabales; Fabaceae. Gene Ontology annotation, molecular function: transaminase activity; pyridoxal phosphate binding. Gene Ontology annotation, biological process: biosynthetic process; amino acid metabolic process. The record is from RefSeq and is a predicted model, not a curated record.
UUAUCUUUCACCACUAGUGAACACAAGUCGCCGGCGAUAUCCAUCACCACUCCGAGCAGUGAUCUCUCUCUCUCUCUCUCUCUCUCUCUCUCUACAUGUACACAUAUGUAUAUCAUCCAUGCACAUAAUCAAGCAGGGGGAGCAAUAGUAAAGGGGAAGAAGGAGAACUCAAGCUGAUAUAACUGGAAAUUAAAGAAGAUGGAGGCUAAUGGAUCGAGCAAGUGGCGUUUCCAGGCCAACCAAGAUCUGAUCGAAGCGUCUUCCCGAUCCGUACGAAAAAUUGUCGUCACUCUGAUGGAAAGUCUCGGCAAAGAAGAUACAAGGCCGGCCAUCCCUCUCGGCCACGGCGACCCUUCCGUGUUCCCCUACUUCCGAACCACCGUUGUGGCGGAAGACGCCGUCGUCGACGCUAUUAGGUCUGGGAAUUACAAUAGCUAUUGCACAGACCUCCAAGGUGUUCUUCCGGCGAGAAGGGCAGUAGCAGAAGACCUCUCACAAGAUCUGCCAUACAAGCUAUCACCAGAGGACGUGUUUCUUACGUCUGGAUGCAAGCAAGCUAUUGAACACAUUACAGCCGUGCUAGCUUGCCCUAAUGCCAACAUUUUGCUUCCAAGACCUGGCUUCCCGGACUAUGAAGCUCAUGCUAUGUUUUAUCAUUUGGAGUUUCGCCUAUUUGAUCUUUUACCAGACAAGGGUUGGGAGGUUGAUCUUGAAGCUGUUGAAGCUCUUGCAGAUGACAAUACCGUGGCUAUGGUCAUCAUAAACCCUGGCAAUCCUUGCGGAAAUGUUUACACUUACCAGCAUUUGAUGAAGGUGGCAGAGACCGCGAGAAAGCUUGGGAUCAUGGUAAUUUCUGAUGAAGCUUAUGCUCGCCUCAACUUUGGGGCAAAUCCUUUUGUUCCAAUGGGAACUUUUGCAUCAGUUGCUCCUGUCAUCACACUUGGAUCUAUAUCCAAGAGAUGGCUCGUUCCUGGUUGGAGACUCGGCUGGCUUGUUAAAAAUGAUCCUCAUGGCAUCCUAGCAAAAUCUGGGGUGGUCGAAAGUUUAAAAUCUUAUCGAGUCAUGACAUCUGAUGCUGCCACUUUUCUUCAGGGAGCAUUUCCUGAAAUGAUUGAAAAGACAAAGGAGGAAUUCUUUUGUAAGAUUCUCAAGAAUCUUAGAGUCAAUGUUGACAUAUGCUAUGACAAAAUCAAAGGGAUACCUUACUUGAUCUGCCCAUACAAGCCCGAAGGAUCAAUGUUUAUGCUUGUAAAACUAAACCUAGCACUCUUGGAUGGAAUCCGUGAUGAUAUGGACUUUUGUGAGAAGCUGGCCAGAGAGGAAUCUGUCAUCGUUUUACCAGGCGUGGCCGUGGGAUUAAAGAACUGGUUACGGAUAACUUUUGCUAUUGAGCCUUCAGCACUUGAGGAAGGCCUUGAGAGGAUUAUAGUCUUCUGCCACAGGCAUUCCAAGAGGUGAUUUGGAACCCAUUCAAUUGCAGCUUCAAUGUGCGUGUGUGUGAAAGAACUUAAUAUAUAAAAGCCCUUCCCUAUGAUGUGGGAUGUAAAAUAUGAUUAUCAUAAAAAAGGGCGUUGGUGUGAUGUGUGAACAGUGAACACCAUUGCGUUGGAUCACAGAUUAUCAUUUUAUAUAUUUGCUCGAGUUGUAAGGUU